Molecule: messenger RNA, 4254 nt
Organism: Colias croceus (clouded yellow)
Lineage: Eukaryota; Metazoa; Arthropoda; Insecta; Lepidoptera; Pieridae
Gene: brun
Product: protein brunelleschi
Exons: 17
Coding region: 227-4204 (1325 amino acids)
Cellular component (GO): trans-Golgi network
Source: RefSeq, a predicted model, not a curated record
AAAAGUGUAAAUAGUUAAUAGAACCAAAAUAUUCAAAAUAUUUCAUAAUAUAUUCAUUUUUAUCCAUGUUUAAUUUUCAAUUUGAACUAGGAUCUGACACACCUGUAGCCAAAGUGCGUAUCUAUUUUACAGCUUCGUACAAUAAAACUAGAUCACCGAAGUAGGUAGGUGUUUACAAAUGGGUAAUGUAUUUAAUUAAAGCGUUGCCUUCAACGUAGCAAUUUCAAUGCGCUCAUCGGUGAGCUAUAUACUAUCACACGCCCCUGGAGAGUCGGUGAUGUCGCACCCUGACUACUCGCAGCAAAUCCAACAUCACGCCUGCUUGUUGGUACUUGUUAAGGGUAUUGGGGGCGUCUUGAAGAACUUCAAUAAACUUUGGGAGCGUAUCCAAAAAGUAAAUAACAUAAAAGUUACAGACUCCAAUGGACAAGUUAGAGAUAUCUGGGUAAGAUAUGUGCGCGAUUAUCCAGUUGAAAAUAAUGAUUGGGGAGAUUUUCAGACUCAUAGGCGACUCCUAGGUUUAAUAACAUUGAGUAAGUUCACAAACCAAGUAGAGCUCAAUGAAGUAUGUAGAGUGCAUGAAUCCCUUAAAGUGAAGUACUCCAAUACUCUUUAUGACUCCCGGGCUUUUAUGUUUGGGCCUGGCAGCAAUUUGAAGAAACCUGAGCAAGAACCUGAAACUUAUAGUGCUACAGAAGAUGAUAAAUCAUAUAAGGAAAAGUGCAGCAUUAGUGAUAAAUCAUCAAUUCCAGGUGAGCAAGCAGACAGCCUAUUGUCCACUGAUAGUUUCCCACGCUCCUCAUCAUCUGCUUCAUAUAGUGUGCCGGAAGAGCACUUCACAACCCCAUCAAACUUUAAAACCCAUGCAAUGUUCUAUGGAGAAAACGACCCAGUACUAGAUCUGGAACAGCAUGUAGCUGACUUGAUUAAUUCAUUGUUCUGGGUCGUGGAGUCCAAAAGGCUGGAGAGGUCUAAGGAAAAACUGGAGAAGGUUUCUUUGUUGCUUGCACCAUUUGAGAAAAGAGAUUUUGUUGGCCUUGAUAUGGAAUCACGGAGUAAUAAAAGGAGGUGUAUGGGUAGAGUAACAAAGAACUUAGCAGAUCUUACAUUGCAAGCAGGCUUAGUUGCAGAGUCAUUAAAUUUGUACCAUUCAGCUGCAGAAAUAUUGAAAUCUGUAAACGAUUGGCUAUGGCUGGCUGCAGCUAAAGAAGGUCACUGCGCCGCAUCCGCUAUUCUUAUAUAUCCGAACCUGCGAAACUCAGCACCACUCCAGCGCAAUGCGAGUCUUCAAGAAAAUUCACCCUUCAAAAUGAAAUCACUAUCGCUCUAUCAAACAAAUGAUCCAUUCAAAAAGUUUAAAAUGAGUUCUUCACCGCUUAAGUCUAAAGUGUCCAGUCCAGUUAAUCCGCCUGGUGAAUUGACACCAUCGUCGUCAGAAAGUUUGGAAACAUCAUCUAGACAGUCGGAAUCCGAAAAUGCUGAUACAGAAUCUUUAGCAUCGACCAGUGAAAUUGAGUACCAAAGCCAAAGAUCAUACUUAACUCCUGACUUGCCUUCGAUUCCGAGACAACCGCAGUCACAACUACAUAACCAGAACCUUCUCAAUGGUGAAGCUAUUGCCGAAAAAUAUCGUAUAGCGAUAAUACAUUAUAGCAAAUAUCAAAAUGCUGGUAUUAUUGAGACAGAGGCGUGUUUCAAAGCUGCCAGAAUAGCUGUGGAGCAAAAUAACAGUUUGACUGCAUCGGGUUUCUUGCAAAAUGUAAUGUUUAUUAACCUAACUUUGAGUGAACAGGAGAAAAUACAGCGAUUUGAUACUCUUGCUGAGUUGUAUAAAGAAAUUGGAUUUCUUCGCAAGGCCGCAUUUUGUCAGCGCUUGGCAGCCACUCGUCACGUGUGCGCGAACAAUCCAAACCCAGAUUGGCAGCGAUGCUAUUUUCUAUUGCUGCAUAGCUUUCCGGGACACAAGCUUAGCUUAGACCCUAAUUAUGUAAUACAACAUCAAGUUGGUUGGCCAGCCCUGCAGAUCCAGAUGCUCCAGGAGGUGGUGGUGGCGGCGCGGCGCAUGGGGCACCCCGCGCUGGCCACGCGCCACAUGACCUUCCUGCUGCAGGCCAUGUGGCCGCACCUGCGCGCCGGCGAGCAGCGCGAGCUCGCCAUACAGCUGCAGGCCCUAUCCGCGCAAUGCGAAGGUGGUCCAGUACCACUAGUACUGGAGACGGGCGAGGUGAUCCCACCCGCGAACCUCACGCGCGUGCCGCACUGCUCGCACUUCGCCCCUCGGGCUCUGCCCCCCGCUAGAACACCGCAUCUGAUCAAGUCCAAGCCACAACAAGGACCUUUUAUAUUCACUCCAAUACAUUUCGGCAGUUUGGAUAGAAAGGCGAGGAAGGAUGAAGGGAAGAUGGAAUACCUGUGGGUAGAAGAUGAUAUAUGCGAAGUACAAUUAAAAUUGACAAAUCCUUUACCGUUCGAACUGAAAGUAUCAAACAUGCGUCUCCUCACAUCGGGCAUAGUGUUCGAAUCGAUACCAGAAACAAUAAUUCUACCACCAGACUCUCCUACAACCGUAAAUCUUCACGGUACUCCCAAAGAAAUAGGAGAAUUGCAGAUCUUAGGCUAUUCCACACAUACAUUGGGGAUAAAGUCUAAUUGUAGGCUUAAAAGUAUGCCAAUGCCUAACAAAUUUCCCGCGUCUUUUACUAUCGAAGUGAUCCCCAGUUUGCCCACAAUUACUAUUGAGGCUUUAGUCGCACUUUCUGGAAACGUUUUGUCCAAUAUGGAAACUUCUGGAAGCGUCACCAAUGUGUCAUUAUAUAAUGGAGAGAGCACUGAAUGCGCUAUUAAGAUAACCAAUACGAGUAAUGUGCCUAUUGAGUACUUGGAUCUGUCUAUACAGUCAAACAUGGACAGCACACUUCAAUCGAAAGUAUUCCAAUGGUCGAAUGAUGACCUCCAAUCACAACUGCCAAUCCAGCCCAAUGAUACAACAACAAUCACAAUGAAACUAUACGGGGAAGCGGAUUUCCUGGAUCUAGGCGGUUGUGAUCUAUUCCCCAACAGUUUGACGUCGAACUAUCCCUCUAGAGUGGGAUCGCCCGUGCCUAAUGCGCAUACGUCGCUACCGACGCAAAGCUCCAACCCGCAGAAUUCUUUGAGCAGUGGACUUAUGAAUAGGACUUCGGGGAGUUUUAGAUCUACAAAUUCACAAACAACAAGUUGGUCUGCGCCUAUAUCGGUGAUGCCACCUUCGAGAGGACGACAAAUUGAGGCACAGAUAUUAAUAAGAUACGCGGGCGGUGCGGGCGCAGAACACUGCCGCCAGUCCACACUGCAGGUGAAUUUGGAACUAUUGCCCAGUGUGUCCAUCACGCACUGGGAUGUGAUGCCUGCUGAAAUUCCAAGUCAACUAUACCUGGUGCUAGAUAUAACGAAUCUAACAACCGAAGAAAUGGACCUGCAUUACACGGACAACAAGCACAUUCUCAUAGAGAGCAAAGAGUCUUGUCGGGUGCCCGUGCCACUUGAUAGAUGCCCUUUUAAUUCCACACCGAAAGCAGUUAAUGAAGAUACUCUAGAAUCAAAAUCGAUAAGCACUGGAACGUCGACGAACAGUCUGGAACACAUGUGCUCGGAACACAUCACGAACAACGUGGAACUGCGGUGGAACAUGUUGCAAUCGAACAUUUCGGGACGCGCGUCUGUUAAGGGCAUUACUUUGUCGCAAGCCAUGAUUGAUAUUGUGAGGAUGUCUCCGCUGAAUUGGGAAGUGAGUAUAAAUGAUCAAUUCAUAAAGCCGCAAGAGGAAUUCAGUUGCAAUGCAGGAGAAUGUCUGUCCCUCGGAGUUGCCAUUUGCAAUAAUCUAACGCGACCCCUUCACAAACUGUGCUUAUCUGUGCAGUUCUUUCAAGAUUAUAAUAACGGCGUGCAUAAUUAUAAACUGGAUAAUUCUGUAGCAAUGGCUGGGAAUAAUAAAGUAAUAUUAAAAACGCUAGAAGAAACAGCCAAAGCAUACUACGAGUGUACAGUAGUAUUUUUGACUCCGGGUGAAUUCAAAAUUGAUAUUCAAUGUUCUACCACAGAACCGUUGACUGAUGAAACCACUGUUUUAAGAGAUAUCGAACAGCCGUUGAUCAUACCACCCUGUGGGGAAAUUAGUCAUGUAUGGAGGUUCAUACCCCAUGUAGCUAUAAGUGUUACUGAUUAGAUUGUUAUUUAUGUAUUUAAAGUUAUAAUAAAUUAUAUGCAACUAUAAAA